AUGAUCCUGGGGGUCUUUCCCACCACCCACACCCACCCGUGUUGCUCUGGGACGCCCCAGCUCACGCUGCUGCCCCUCCCCGGGUGUCCCAUCAGUGGGGACAGUCACCUGCGGGUCCCAGCACUGCGCCUCGGCCCGGUGCCACCCAGUCCACAGCUGGGCUCAGAUCCCAUCCCAUCCCAUCCCAUCCCAUCCAGAUGUGCACACAGAUGUGCAGCAGCCCCACCACUCCCUGUACCCCAGUACACCCUUGGAACCUCCAGUGCCCCCAGUUCCCCCAGUUCCCCUGGUAGCCCAGGGCUGGUCCCCGCAGGCCUGACGGAGGAUGAGGAUGUCCAGCGGAUGCUCCAGGGGUCCCUGCUCUGGAAGGUCAAGGCCAAGGGGGGCUCCAGGGAGCGGCUGUUCCGCCUGCAGGAGGACGGGGUCACCGUCUGCUUCGAGGGACGCUUCAGGCACGCCCGCUCCCCCCAGAGCUUCUCGGUGGCGAACAUCGAGGGGGUCCGCGAGGGUCGCCGGUCCGAGGGGCUGCGCAAGCACGGAGCCGCCUUCCCCGAGCGCCACUGCUUCACCCUCGCCUUCAAGGGCCGCCGCAAGAACCUCGACCUGGCCGCCCGCGGAGAGGAGGACGCCCGGCACUGGGUGCAGGGGCUCACCAAGCUGAUGGGGCGGCUGCAGGCCAUGAGCCAGAUGGAGAAGCUCGACCAUUGGAUCCAUGGGGUCCUGCAGCGAGCAGACAGGAACAAGGACAACAAGAUGUCGUUCCGGGAGGUGAAGAGCAUGCUGAGGAUGCUCAACAUCGACAUGGACGAUGUCUACGCCUCCAAGCUCUUCAAGGAGUGUGACCACUCGGGCAACGAGCGCCUGGAGGGCCGGGAGCUGGAGGAGUUUUGCCGGCGGCUGCUGCGGCGGCCGGAGCUGGAGGAGCUUUUUGGGCGCUACUCGGGCGAGGAUCGGGUCCUGUCAGCCGAGGAGCUGCAGGAUUUCCUGAGGGACCAGGGCGAGGACUCCAGCCUGCGCCAGGCCCGCACCAUCAUCCGCACCUACGAGCUCAACGAGAAGGCCAAGCGGCAGGACCUGAUGAUGCUGGAUGGUUUCAUGAUGUACCUGCUCUCGGCUGCCGGUGACAUCCUCAACCAGGAGCACACCAAGGUGCACCAGGACAUGAACCAGCCCCUGAGCCACUACUUCAUCUCCUCCUCCCACAACACCUACCUGACCCGCAACCAGAUCGGCGGCACCAGCAGCACCGAGGCCUAUGUCAGGGCACUGAGGGCAGGGUGCCGCUGUGUGGAGCUGGACUGCUGGGAGGGCUCGGAUGGGGAACCUGUCGUGUACCACGGGCACACGCUCACCUCCAAAAUCCUCUUCCGCGACGUCAUCGAGAGCAUCCGCGACUCUGCCUUCGAGGUGAGGCUGGGGCCAGCAGCCCAGGGGUGCUGGGUGUGGGGCCCCUCGUGGUGCCUGUCCCCUGGUCCCCAGCUCCCUGUGCCACAGGUGAUCACAGCACAGCAGCUGCCCAAGCUGAACAGGGACAAGGGCAGCUCCAUCGUGGAUCCCUUUGUGCGUGUGGAGAUCCACGGGGUCCCGGCCGACUGCGCCAAGCAACAGACCCACCACAAGCUCAACAACGGUUUCAACCCGCGCUGGGAGGAGACGCUGCGGUUCCAGGUGCGGGUGCCCGAGCUGGCCCUGGUGCGCUUUGUGGUGGAGGACUAUGACAGCACCUCCUGCAACGACUUCGUGGGGCAGUUCACGCUGCCCCUGCCCAGCAUGCGCCAAGGGUACCGCCACAUCCACCUGCUCUCCAAGGACGGGGCGUCCCUGUCCCCCGCCACGCUCUUCGUGCACGUCCGGUGCAAGAGCCUGUGAGGUGUCCGCAGGGGGGACAUCCUUGUGUCCCCAACUGCCCGUGGCAGGGACGGUGUGUCUGCGUGUGGGGGACAACAGGCUCCUCCAUGGGUGGGCACCCUGCGUGGGGACAGUCCAAGGACACCGCUCACCUGCCUGUGGUGACAGCAGGGCUGGGAGGACCCAAAGGGGUGGGGGUUCCCCUCCCUGCUCCCCAGUGCCACCCAAUCUGCCUCCUCUCCCUGAGGGGACAGAUGCUGUGACAAGCAGGAUGGGUUGAUUGGGCCAAGGACAGCUCAGCACAGCCGCACAGGGGUGACACCAAAUCUCACCAGUCCUGGCACACCUGAUCUCAGCCCCUCUCCUGGGGUGCAGGGACGGUGCCAUCACCCUGCAGUCCCUGAGGGGACCCUGCCACCACACACUCCAUUGUGCCCGGGUGGGGACAUUCCCAAGCUCUGCUCUGGCACCAGUGACAGUCACAGAUUUACACCCCGGGAUCAAGCCAGUCGAAUAAAGAUUUUAUUUUAACAGAGCCUGUCCCAGUGUCCCUGUCACCCCCUGGAGCCCAUUGUGGGUGGAUCAGGGCUGAGCCCAUCCCCAAAUCAGCGGUGCCCUGGGGAGCUGCCAAGCAGCCAAGGGUACUGCACCCAUGGAAGCUGGGGGGGUUCACUGGAGCAGCCAUCAAACCUGCCAUGGGAACAGGGGGAGGG
This is a messenger RNA of Cyanistes caeruleus (blue tit), 2561 nucleotides long. NCBI's taxonomy places the organism in Eukaryota, Metazoa, Chordata, Aves, Passeriformes, Paridae. The record is from RefSeq and is a predicted model, not a curated record.